UUACCGUCGUCACGGCAGCGUCACUUACCAUUCUCACUCUCUUUCUUCUGGUACUUUCUUCGCGCACCGCCGCUCCGUACUCUUCUUCAAAGCAAACCCACAAACUUUGUUUCACUGAUUGGAACAAGUGUCGGUUCACGGGCUUGCCUGAAAAUGAUGGAGUCACAUAAAGAGCAGUCUCCCUCACUUGAAGAUUGCUUAAAGCUGUUAAAAGGCGAGAGAGACGAGCAACGCCUUGCUGGAUUGCUUCUCGUCACCAAAUUUUGCAAAGGCGAUGACUCUGAUUCUCUUCGUCGUGUUUAUGACGCUGUCGGCUUUCGCUUUCUUGAUAGGCUCUUGAGGACUGGUAUGGGUAAAGGAGCUGAGAAUGAGGAUGGAGCUAGCAACCGUGAUGCGUAUUUGCAGUUAUCGAUUACAGUUCUUGCAGCGUUUUGUCGUGUUCCUGAAAUAGCGUCAUCAGAAGAUAUGGCUGUCAAGAUUCCUUUGAUUCUGGAAAUAAUGUCCAAAUCCAAUUCACCUAUUUUGGAAGAAUGCUAUGAAUUCUUGUAUCUGGUAACAGUGUCUUCUGAGCAUGGAGCCAGAAUCUUGUAUGAAUCCGGAGGCUUGAAAAUCGUAGCUUCCCAAAUGUGUUCUCUUCCUGACGGAUGUCAGAUGAUGGAGCUUGCUAUGAAAAUAAUACAAUCUAUACUGAAUAAAGUACUUCAGGAAUCCAUUGCCACUGUCAACCCAUCAGAGCUGUCAAUGGUGGUGGUUGCAAUAUCAAGACAGUUUGCUGUAUUACACAGUCAAUUGAAGUUUGACGCACUUCACCUGCUCUCUGGUAUCUUCUCAUCAAAGUGCUCGCAAUCGGUUCAAGAUGCACUGCUCACAAUUGCUAAAAACAGCUGGCCAGAUUACAUGCGUGUUGGAAUUAUGGCUAUUUUGCAGAAUCGUGUUGCACCUGGUGAAAAGCUUCACGCCCUUAUUUUGGCUGAAUCUACUAUGUCUAUAUUGGGGGAAAGCUGGCUUAUUGGUCAGUCUAACUUGCCUGAUUUACAAGACCCCAUGCCGGCUGACAGAUGUCUAUUGCUUGUCUUGGAGUCAUCAAGGGUUGAAAUUGCUGUUUUGCUUAAUGAGCUAGCCUAUUUGAAAUAUGAAGCCUCCAAGAAUAUUUCAACUACUGCAGAAACUAUAUUUUUAAAGCAAAGAAAUGUGGCUAUUGCUUUUUCAUUGGUGGAGAGGAUAAUCAAAUUAGUAUCAACGAUGGCUGGAAAUGAGGGACUCAUUGGUGAAAGUACUUUUAUAAAGGUGAUCAAUGGAAUUAAUGAGACAGUUAACGUAGUGCUAGAGUAUCUACAAGAUGCAAAGGAACAUGGGCAAAAUAAGGGAAAUGAUCUUCUCGCUUCAGUUAGGAUUGUUGGAAGUUAUCUUGCUGAAACACCUGAUGCGUGCAAAGACAAGGUCAGAGAACUUUUGGGGUAUAUGCUAUCAGUUGAAGCUGAAGAUGAACCAAGCCCCUUUUACUCUAUAUGCUUUUUACUUCCAAUGUUGUGUCAAAUUACAAUGGAGACCGAAGGAUGUAAAGCUUUAGUUUCUUCUGGUGGUUAUAAAGCUGUUGUUCAAUGCCUAAUAAAAAUGAUUGGACCAAGUCGCUGUACAAUUGAAGAUAAUAGCGGCAUCUUUUUGGCAUGUGAUACAAUAAUGAGUUUGCUUUUGAAGAGGGAGCAAAUACGAUUUUCAAUGGACGAAUCAAGUGCGGUCGAUCUUUUAACAGCAUUGGGAUAUUGGGCAGAGAAUGCUGAUGACCUAUCUGUUACAACGAUGGCUUCAAGUAUUUGUGCUCUGAUAUUUGAUUCUACAUCAGAGCAGGCUCUUCUCCGUCAUUCUAACUUUAACAGCAGCUCUCUUGAUAGUCUAUCACGGCUCAUUGCAAGAAGUCUAGCUUUUCUUAAGCAGGACAUGUCUGAUGCUGUUAAAUCAGAAAUGGAUCUUCUUGAGAUCGUUAGUUCAGGAUUUUCACGGUGGGCUCGUCGGUUUCCACAUGUAAAGGAGGCAGUGGAGAGAAUUUCAUAGCUGAUGUGGGAUUAGUAUUUUAGCCAUCUGUAAUAAGUUUAUAAGUGUUUACACUGGCCCAAAAAGAGCUCAUAUGGGCUAAUUCGGGUUUUUGAGCCCAAAAGCCAUCAACUAUCCUUUUAUUCUUAUCUUAACUUAGUAGUUAUCUUUUUGUGUCAUUAUCUUAUUUUUAGUCAUUAUCUUAGUUAUUUAUCUUAGUAUUUAUCUAAAUAAGAGAUUGCAUCUCACUAGACUAGGUUUUCUAUUUUAGGGUUUGUCCCCUAUAAAUAGCUAGCUUUAAGUUUGUAAUAGUCACAACUCAAAUCAAUCAAAAAACAAACUUUAAAGCCU
Mercurialis annua (annual mercury) is the source of this 2382-nucleotide messenger RNA. RefSeq lists its product as uncharacterized. NCBI's taxonomy places the organism in Eukaryota, Viridiplantae, Streptophyta, Magnoliopsida, Malpighiales, Euphorbiaceae. Bases 154 to 2052 code for a protein of 632 amino acids. The transcript is spliced from 18 exons. The record is from RefSeq and is a predicted model, not a curated record.